AUGGGGAGCACCAGCCGAGGAUCCAAGGUGCAGGCAGUGUCUGCCGGAGAUGCCAGAGCACAUCAUCGAAGAAAAGAUCCGGUGCAUUGUGCAAGCUGCGUGCCAGCGCAGAGAGCAGGCCCACCAUCCAGCGUACAGCCAAGCUCCUGCAAUAAAACAAGCUACGACCACUCGUGGAUGGCGCAGGUGAGACUGAUCACCGCUUUCCACUUCGGUGGAAGCACCCACAUAGUCAUGGACUAUGUGGGUCAGCCUUUGACGUCGGCGGGAGAACUGCCCAGUGUGUCCCUGGUGACACUUCAAUGCUCCCGGGGUCUGGGCCAUCUCCACCACCAUGGAUUCGUCCACCGUGACGUUAAACCGGACAACCUCGCCAUCAACGAGGAUGGCUUUGUGAGGCUCCUGGACUUCGGCCAGGCAGCCCUUUUUGGUCACGGCCUGCGUGAGUACAUGGGCACCAGGGGCUUCCAAUCACCAGAACCUUGGUUUCUGCUUGUUCGCGUUUGUUUACGUUUGUUCGCUUGCUUGCUUGUUUGCUUGGUUGUUUGA
This is a messenger RNA of Symbiodinium sp. CCMP2592, 549 nucleotides long. The record is from the annotation of a GenBank genome assembly. Lineage: Eukaryota; Dinophyceae; Suessiales; Symbiodiniaceae.